Molecule: messenger RNA, 1182 nt
Organism: Anopheles stephensi (Asian malaria mosquito)
Lineage: Eukaryota; Metazoa; Arthropoda; Insecta; Diptera; Culicidae
Gene: Reg-2
Product: rhythmically expressed gene 2 protein
Exons: 3
Coding region: 314-1111 (265 amino acids)
Source: RefSeq, a predicted model, not a curated record
AAAUCAGUAACCAAAACAUUGCCGGCCUUAUCAAAUGAGAUAAGAGUCACACACUCUCGCUUAGCAAACACAUCGAAAAGGCUUGGCCGCGCUCUGAUUGGAUGCAGCGGGCGGCCAUCCAUUCCCGGGUACGAAGCCAACUGGCCAAAUCAACCGGCGACUCGCGCGGUUGCUAUUACGCCUGCGACUGUUGAACCAUACGCUUCGUGAUACGCGAGCGCACUCGGCAGCAGAGUAACAGUCUGCGCAAAAGCUGUUCUAGAAUUUUGAAAAACAAACCCCGAAGCAACGUUCGUUCAUCGGCAUCAUCAUCAUGAGUCUGUCUCGGUUCCGUUUGAUCACGUUCGAUGUGCACAACACGUUGCUACAGUUCCGUUCCAGUCCGGGCAAGAAAUAUGGUGAAAUUGGUGCAAUGUUUGGAAUCAACAACAACAACAACCAACUGGUGGCAAACUACGUCCAGAGCUGGCACAAAAUGAAUCGACUUCAUCCGAACUUUGGACUGAAGACUAAGAUUUCCUACAAACAAUGGUGGCAGAUGAUGAUAGACGGCAUUUUCAAUGAAAAUGGCACCCAUAACACGCCACCGGAGAAAAUCGAACAAAUGACGGAACAUUUCAUGGAGUACUUCAAAACGAGCGUGUUUUGGCAGCAUUGCUACGGAUCGGUCGAAUUCCUAAACUACUUGAAACUGCAACAGCACGUGGAGUCCAACGGCCAGAAACAGCCGCCCUUCAAGCUGGGCGUGAUUUCCAACUUCGAUCCCCGGCUGGACGUGCUGCUGAGGAAUAUGAAAAUUAAUCACUACUUCGACUUUGUGCUCAACUCGUACGACGUUGGGUACAUGAAGCCGGCCCAGGAAAUCUUUGACCGAGCCAUCAAGGCGGCCGAGAUAAAGGAUCUCAAACCUCACCAGUGUCUGCACAUUGGGGCUACCCCGGCGACGGAUUACUUCGGUGCACGGAAUGCGGGAUGGUACAGCUUGCUGGUGCACGAAAAGUCUGCCGAAGAGUUGACGCGAAAGUAUGGCCAGCUGGUGGAGGAUAAUCAUGUGUUUUCUAGUCUGUUUGAUAUCCACAAAAAGAUAUCGAAUGAUUACAUGAGAUGGUAAAUGAUAUUAGUGGCACGGCUUGUGCAAACAUUACGCUGUGUGACUAAAGUUAUGUUAAAUUGUUCAAAACG